This is a messenger RNA of Dioscorea cayenensis subsp. rotundata (Guinea yam), 639 nucleotides long. Its product is annotated as auxin-responsive protein SAUR36-like. The record is from RefSeq and is a predicted model, not a curated record. Gene Ontology annotation, biological process: response to auxin. Lineage: Eukaryota; Viridiplantae; Streptophyta; Magnoliopsida; Dioscoreales; Dioscoreaceae. The transcript has a single exon. The coding region runs from base 116 to 529 and encodes 137 amino acids.
GGAGGCCAUAAUCUUACUAAAGUAUAUAAGUAUAUUGUUGCCAUUGAUCUUGCAGACGAAACAACCACAAUUUACAUAUACAAGAAGCUUUGAUUCUCAUUGACAUCAGUGAGACAUGGCAAGGAAGUUGCUGAAGGUUCCAUCCCUUAAGAGAAUGAUCUCUUCACCAAGAGCUGAUAGACACUCCGACUUCAAUGAAUGCAGUACAUCAUCUGUUGCAGAGAAGGGCCAUUUCUUUGUUUACACAUCGGAAGGGAAGCGAUUCAUGGUUCCUUUGGCAUAUCUUACCAAUAAUAUCUUCAAGGAGCUCUUGAAGAUAUCCGAAGAAGAAUUUGGGUUGCCCGGUGAUGGCCCUAUCACAUUGCCCUGUGAUGCUGCAUCGAUGGAGUAUGUGCUUGCCAUGCUAAGAAGAGGAGUAUCUGAAGAGGUGGAGAGGGCAUUGCUUUGCUCCAUUUUCAUCUCUUGCCAAUCCACAUGCUCUGCUCUUGCUGUGGAAAAUACUCCUCAAUUCACAGUUUGCAGCUGCUGAUUCAUUAAAUUUUCAGAUUCUUAAUGUACUCUCACAAAUACUCCCCUGUAUAUUCUAUACAAUUUUGUGAUGCCUCAAAUUUAUUACAAAUACACAUGAUUUCUCUCUAA